AUGUCAAAUGAAGAGAGAGAAACGCUUUGGUCGAAAUUCAAUUCUAUUCCAAACAAGCUAUUGCGGCUUUUCACACGAAAUCUAGAAGUUGAAGACAAGGUUAUUACUGAAAUUGAACAAAUUACGGAUGAUCCCAAGAAUAAUGGUUGGCAGCGACUGAAAGAUGUAUACAUUAAUAAAGAUAUUCAUUUUGAAACGAGUAUAUUGAUGCCAUGUAUGGAAUGGACAUUUAUUGGUACAGUACUCCUCACAGGCCCUGUAGGAUGGCAGAGAGCUGCUGACCGUUAUAAUCGUUAUGCGAGAGGACGGAUAUUUCUUAGCCCACGUGAUGCACUGAGGCGUAAAUGGGAUUACGCAUUCGCAUCAUUUUUACGUAUGGGAGCCAUUAACGGUACUCUGGCAGCACUAUACGUUGGAUGUAUGGUAGCAGCAAUCACACACGUUGCAGCAUGGCGUGGCUAUUUCUCACUUUGGACUGUCCCGGUUAUAACAACUUCAGUACCCUCUCUAAUUGCAUGUCCACUUGGUUUGCGAAAAAUGCUGCAAGCAGCAAGUCUUGGAUUAAGCUGCGGGUUGACACUGUCGUUAAUAGUGUUUAGUGUAUCACACUUUUCUAGUCAGACGGCAGACGAUACAUAUCAACAGUUCAAAAGAGAAUACGAGUUGAUGUUGAGAGCUGAACGAAUUAAAGAAGAAAAUGUUAAGACAUGGUUGCAAGGAUAUGAUGUUUUAUUGUGUUCACAUUUAUCUGUCCAUGUUUACGCUGCAAGUUUGAAAGUUUUCCGUUGUUUGCAGGAGUCGGUUGUGAUUCACUUUCCUCAUCGCGACAUGUCUUGGGAUGGCUUUGUUGGUUUUUCUACUGCUAGUGCUGCUCCGGUGGUUCAGAAGUUGUAUUUUCUUGUUAGUAUAGUAUUCAGUAG
Molecule: messenger RNA, 920 nt
Organism: Acanthocheilonema viteae
Lineage: Eukaryota; Metazoa; Nematoda; Chromadorea; Rhabditida; Onchocercidae
Source: the annotation of a GenBank genome assembly